Molecule: messenger RNA, 4086 nt
Organism: Acanthaster planci (crown-of-thorns starfish)
Lineage: Eukaryota; Metazoa; Echinodermata; Asteroidea; Valvatida; Acanthasteridae
Product: broad substrate specificity ATP-binding cassette transporter ABCG2-like
Biological process (GO): transmembrane transport
Cellular component (GO): plasma membrane
Molecular function (GO): ATP hydrolysis activity; ABC-type transporter activity; ATP binding
Source: RefSeq, a predicted model, not a curated record
UGCGGGCUGCACAUGGGAAUAUGCCAGCUGCCAGUAUAAGUGGAAAGGCCUGGAGGCCGGCGGGAUGGUUAUUGUCCGGCAGCUCAGUAAAGGUCAGAAUAUUGUUUGUUGUAUGACUCAACAAGGGAUUUCUUUUCUUCAUAACAGCUGAACUCCAACUGUCAGAGUGCCUCCUAAAUCUCGACGAGUUCGCUGUAUAUGGUCAGAUUGGUUUGAUUGGGCACUAGGCUCAGCAAACGCGAGGGCGAGAGUUUGGCUCGCUCGUCCAUGUUGCCAGUGAGCUGGCCAGCUGUACCGAAGAGCGUGUGCAAGUUGUGGUGCCCGGAACCCCCUCCGAAUUCUAGAAGACACGCCUCACUUUGCUUGGCUUGCGUCACAGAAAAUGGAUGCUACCAUUCCCAAUGGGAGAAUAUCUCCAGUACCGAUACCUGGCCACAAUCCUGUAACCUUAAUGAUGUCUCAUGAACAAGAAAUGAAAAACAAGGAUCUGCAGGUAUGUGGUUCAACCAUAUCCUUCCAUAACAUCAACUACAAAGUGGAUAUCAAAGUGAACAAGAGAAAAGUAACGAAAUGCAUCUUGAGGGAUAUCACUGGAGUGUUCCAGCCAGGAAUGAAUGCAAUUCUGGGUCCAACAGGGAGUGGAAAAACAUCGCUCUUAGACAUUUUGGCUAGACGGAAGGAUCCCCGGGGAUUAACUGGUACUGUAUUGGUAGAUGGUGCCCCACAGCCGUCAAACUUCAAGUGUGUGUCUGGCUAUGUUGUCCAGGAUGAUGUUGUCAUGGGAACAUUGACAGUCCGAGAGAAUCUCGCCUUCUCAGCAGCUCUACGUCUGCAGGGUCAUGUCAGCCAUGAAGAGAGAAAAGAGCGUGUAGAAGAUGUGAUUAUUGAGCUAGGCCUCGCCGAUUGUGCUAAUUCAAAGGUUGGGACUGAGUUCAUCCGGGGGGUCUCUGGUGGGGAGAGGAAGCGGACCAACAUUGGUAUGGAACUGAUCACUAAGCCAUCAGUGCUGUUCUUGGAUGAACCAACCACUGGCUUGGAUGCCAGUACGGCCAAUGCUGUUAUAAUACUCUUGACAAGUUUGGCCAAGAGAGGGCGGACUAUCAUCUUUUCCAUUCAUCAGCCACGGUUCUCCAUAUACCGUCUUUUUGACAAGUUGCAUCUGCUCAGCAGGGGAGAGACUGUGUACCAUGGACCAGUAGAGGAUGUCCUUCAGUUCUUUGAAUCCAUUGGCUUUCAGUGUGAGGAACACAACAAUCCCCCAGACUUCUUCCUGGAUGUCAUCAAUGGGUACAUUGGGUCACCUUCCUUCCUGGAAAUGCAAACUCGUUGCUCUUCAUUGUCACAGGAAGGAGAUAAAGACAGUGCUGAGAAGGCCACCGAGGUUGUUCUCACUGAGAUGGACCAACCGUCACUAGCAGACCUCUACAGACAAUCAGAUACAUGCACUACUGUGAUGAGAGAGGCUGGAGAGAUUUAUUCUUUGCAUAGAAACAGUGACGAGGAUGUCACUGUUCCCAGUAUUCAAUACGCUACGUCCUUCCUUACCCAGUUGUGGUAUGUUUCCAGGAGAGCCCUCAUCAAUUUUGUCAGGAACCCACAACUUUCUAUUUUCCAGCCAUUGACAGUUGUGAUUCUUGCCGUAAUCCUUGGACUCAUUUACUGGCAGAUGGACACUUCACUGAACUCUGGCAUCCAGAACAGGGUGGGAGCCUUUCUUUUUGUGACAAUGAACAUGGUGUUCGGUAACAUGAGUGCAAUCGAGAUCUUCAUCAAGGAAAGGGCCAUCUUCAUACACGAGUCAGCCAGUGGUUACUACAGAGUCUCAACAUUCUUCUUCUCCAAGAUUGUCUGUGAUCUUCUUCCAAUGAGAUUCAUACCAACGUUUCUCUUCUCUCUCAUCACAUACUGGAUGCUUGGUCUGAAGCAUACAGCCAGUGCCUACUUCGUGUAUCUGCUCAACUUGGUGCUAACAACAUUUACUGCUUGUGGUCUUGCCUUUGCCAUUAGCUGUAGUGUGACAUUACAGAGCAUUGCUACACUGUUCAUCUCCAUGACAUAUGUCAUUAUGCUGGUCUUCAGUGGACUCCUUGUCAAUAUUUCCUCAUUGCCAUCCUGGAUUCAGUGGAUCCAGUACCUGAGCCUGUUCAGAUACAGCUUAAAUGCUCUUAGCGUAAACGAGCUUGUUGGUUUGACAUUUAGUGGAGAGGUCAACAACGUCACAAUGAGGAUGACGGGGGAGAUGUACCUGGAGGGACAAGGGAUUGACUAUUCCCACUGGGGUCUUUGGAAGAAUGAGCUAGCCCUAGUCAUCAUGUGCGUCGGCUUCAUGACUAUGGCUUAUAUCAAGCUCAGACUGAUCCCUAAAUACAAGUAGGGUAUGUUAGCAAACCUGGCAGGCUGUAGCCUUGUGCUUUUUUCUUUAAUUUCUGGUUUUUUUAAUGAAACGAGGAAACCAAUAGUAAUAAGAAGAAUAAGAAGAUUAAACUGAGCUGUCAAUGAUAAAUUCUACAGAACUUGUGAAAGACACGCAGGUUGUUCUUUCAGUUUCAGCAUAUCAUGAAGACACUUUUUCACCUUUCAUUCAUACCCUCUCAUGAAGACACUUUUUCACCUUUCAUUCAUACCCGUUCAUGAAGACACUUUUUCACCUUUCAUUCAUACCCUCUCAUGAAGACACUUUUUCACCUUUCAUUCAUACCCCCUCAUGAAGACACUUUUUCACCUUUCAUUCAUACCCGUUCAUGAAGACACUUUUUCACCUUUCAUUCAUACCCUCUCAUGAAGACACUUUUUCACCUUUCAUUCAUACCCGUUCAUGAAGACACUUUUUCACCCUCUUCCGUUCAUACCCUCUCAAGAAGACACUUUUUCACCCUCUUCCGUUCAUACCCGUUCAUGAAGACACUUUUCACCAUCUCCUAUACAUACCCUCUCAAUUUUGCGCCCUGGACGCUUUGUUUUGGUUUGUAUUUUGUUGAGGAGUAGAGAGUUACGGUCAGGGUGUUAAUUAGGAAGAGCUGUUGUAAAAUGCUGACCCCAAAGGCUUGUGCUGAGACAGGAUUUCUUUCUUGCCAUAAUGUCAUGUGUUGCAUUCAUUUAACUUGUAAAACUUCUUCAAUCUUUCAACUUUUCCAUGAUUUGAUCCACCCCAAAAUAUGGGCAAUUCACAUUGCAGUGCACCAUGUUUUUGUUGGCUGUAAACUUGAAAAAUGGCUUCUCUGUGGCAACCUCUUGGUAGUGCAGUGCAUUAUGAAUUACUCAUGUCAUUACGCACAAUGCAGCACGUGUCCCAUCCUCAUGAGGGAAAUAUGUCCCCUUGAUUGGAGUGAGGCUGAGUGGGCACUUGCAGCUUCCUACAGCACAACAUAAUGUCAUAUAGCUGAAGAUAUUGUAACGUAUAUUUAAAAGGAUCUGUAUCCAAGAAUUUUAAAUGAGGCAGUUUUAAAAUGUUCCAAAAAUUUUAACUCUUCAAAGUCAAAAUGUAAUAUGUACAUGUUACAGAAAUGGCUGAGGAUUCAAGGCAGCUGUAAGCAUCAGGGGAAUGCUUAAGUUUGUAUUAAAAGAUGGCUUUCAAAAUCUUUUGUAUUGGAGUAACAACAUUUACAUCAAGUUUUGUAGAUUUUGUUCUUAUUGUUAUAACUAAACUAUAUUCUAUCUCAAAGUGCGUACUUUUGGUGAAUCAUGUUUUAAAUUUAUGUAUUGGAUAUUUGUAUUUUUAUUUCAAACAUUGAAAAUAUAUCAUCAUGAUAAUGUUGAUGUAUUAAUUGGCAAAAGUGAUUUCAAAUAUGACUUGAACACAUUCUUACAUUGGUAUAGUUUUUCAAGAUGUAUUUUUUUGCAUUGGGGAGAUGUUAAUUUAUAUAACAGAUUUUGCCCUUACCCGAUGCAUAUAUUGAUAAACACUGUAUGCUCAAUGCUUGUCCGAGAGGUUGUGAAAGAAUUCACUAGCUUGCUUGGGUGGGACUCGAACCCACGACCUCCUGCUUUCUAGUGCAGACAUCGAAAACCAUUCGACCACCGAGCUUGCCGAGGUCGGCUGGCCAGUCCGAGUCGGGUGAUGCAGCCGGUACCGCGAACUAUUUUCAA